AUGAUCCAGGCAAUCACAGUCAUGGCUGGCUACACCGAGAAUGGGAUGCUAUUAGUCGCCUUAGCAUUGAGAUUUGCCAUGCAACUACGGCUGGAAGACACUGUUGAGCAGCUAAUGGUCAAGCUCUCAACACGGUCGGCUCCAAUAAGCGAAGAGGAAAACUAUCUUUACAGACUUGCAAGAGUAUGGCACGGUGUGUGCAACUUGGAACUCUUCUUCUCUCUAGACGGAGGCAAGAUGCCAGCAACGGUCCUCCGCACCACAUCGCGGCGAAUCCGGGCCUUGGUCAACCACCCCUCAAGAACUUCGCCCGACAUUCGUCUCCUCUCGCAACUAGAACUCAACAUUCUGCGCUCCAAUGCGUACGUGAACAUUGCGCGCCACUCUCAAGAUCUAGAUGAAUCGUCUUUACGCUCCACCGUCCGAGAUACCGCCAUUGAGCUCUCACUAUGGCUCGAGGAAUGGAGUACCAUCAUCUGCUCCGACACCGCUGCCCCAGAUCGCCCACGCGCCAUGACCAACCUCCAUAUUCAGUACGAAUGGGCACUCAUCACACUAUAUCUGAAAGCACUAUCCAUUUUCGGGGACCUACUCAUGACGGAUUUCCAACGCGAGAUGGUGCGCUCCGCAAAAGAGGCCGCAGUAAGACAUCUCCAGCACCUCCUCGAAACCCCAACAACACCGUCAUCGCCCAACUCGUUGUCACCCAGCCAACCCCCCUCGCCCACAUACCUAUCGACGUUCAAGUGGGCUAUCGACUUUGUAUGGGCAAAAUGUGCUUUCUCUGUCCUCCUCGUGCUCAAAUUAUCAUUACUUCUUCGCGAUCCACUACCCUCCAUCAUUCUGCUUCUACGGGACGCACACCAGGUCCUGGAAGAGCUACACAAGAUCACCGUUGGACACAUUGCAUAUUUCCAGAUCCUCCAGACGAGCGUGGAGAAAUGCGAAGGUGCCUUGAAGGAGCAUAUGGCAAGGCUGGAGCAGGCCAGCGGAGUGGAAGGAGUAGAGAUCGGCGGCAGAGGAGACGCAGAAGAUGAUUUCCAGGAGUAUGCACCAAGCGAAUUUGUCUUCGAGUGGGACUUUCCGGGGCUGAACCUAAGGCAUGUGCCGCUUGGGUGGCAAGAUUUGUUUGUCGAUUUGGACUCGGUGCUGUGA
This is a messenger RNA of Didymosphaeria variabile, 1155 nucleotides long. RefSeq lists its product as uncharacterized. NCBI's taxonomy places the organism in Eukaryota, Fungi, Ascomycota, Dothideomycetes, Pleosporales, Didymosphaeriaceae. The record is from RefSeq and is a predicted model, not a curated record. The transcript has 2 exons. The coding region runs from base 1 to 1155 and encodes 384 amino acids.